Trichechus manatus latirostris (Florida manatee) is the source of this 2295-nucleotide messenger RNA. It is a transcript of the gene ADHFE1, whose product is annotated as alcohol dehydrogenase iron containing 1. The transcript has 12 exons. Lineage: Eukaryota; Metazoa; Chordata; Mammalia; Sirenia; Trichechidae. The record is from RefSeq and is a predicted model, not a curated record. Gene Ontology annotation, molecular function: metal ion binding; alcohol dehydrogenase (NAD+) activity. Gene Ontology annotation, cellular component: mitochondrion. The coding region runs from base 485 to 1801 and encodes 438 amino acids.
GAAAAGACUACCCUGGUUGCCGUGGAAUAGAUUCCAGCUCGUGGUGACCGCCAUGUGUUGCAGAGUGGAACUGAGCUCCAGAAGGUUUUCUUGGCUGUAAUUUUUACUGAAGCAGAUCGACCGGUCUUUCUUUCGCAGUGCAGCUGUGUGGGUUCAAAUGCCAACUUUUUGGUUAGUAGUCCAGCAGUCCAGAGCAAACUGUUUUCGCCACCAGGGACCGGAAACGACUCUAGAAUCAACUUUUUGUCCAUCUCCGAUUCCUAUUUUUUCUAUUGCACAGUAUAUGCCAGUAAUGAUUCCUGUCACAGCAUUUUAGGACUAGUUACUGAAAGGCUUUUUGUCUUUUGGUUUUCUUUGUCUCAUUUUACGUUUUUCUUUAUUUUUUUCUUUUUUCCUUAGAUGCCAAUGCCCAACUCAUUCUCAUACUUACUCCCAAGCCACUGGACUGUCACCUUCUGGGAAAACAACAGAUUAUGCCUUUGAGAUGGCUGUUUCAAAUAUUAGAUACGGAGCAGGAGUUACAAAGGAAGUGGGCAUGGACCUACAAAACAUGGGUGCUAAAAAUGUUUGCUUGAUGACAGACAAGAACCUCUCCCAGCUCCCUCCUGUGCAAGUAGUUAUGAAUUCCCUAGUCAAGAAUGGUAUAAACUUUAAGGUCUAUGAUAAUGUGAGAGUGGAGCCAACUGAUACAAGCUUCAUGGAAGCUAUUGAAUUUGCCAAAAAGGGAGCUUUCGAUGCUUACGUGGCUGUGGGUGGCGGGUCCACCAUUGACACCUGUAAAGCUGCUAAUUUGUAUUCGUCGAGCCCUCGCUCUGAGUUCUUAGAUUAUGUCAACGCCCCCAUUGGGAAGGGAAAACCAGUGUCUGUGCCUCUUAAGCCUCUGAUUGCAGUCCCAACUACCUCAGGAACCGGAAGUGAAACUACAGGGGUUGCCAUUUUUGACUAUGAACAAUUGAAAGUAAAAACUGGCAUUGCUUCACGAGCCAUCAAACCCACACUGGGAUUGAUUGAUCCUCUGCACACUCUCCACAUGCCUGACCGAGUGGUGGCUAACAGUGGCUUUGAUGUGCUUUGCCAUGCCCUGGAGUCCUACACUGCCCUCCCCUAUCACCUGCGGAGUCCCUGCCCUUCCAAUCCCAUCAGCCGGCCAGCAUACCAGGGCAGCAACCCAAUCAGCGACAUUUGGGCAGUGCAUGCGCUGCAGAUCGUUGCUAAGUAUCUGAAGAGGUAUGUCACCCAGCAGGGGAUAGAAACAGAACAGAAAAAGUGUGAUCCGCCCUCGUGUAAAAUGUGCCUGGUCCUGGAAUGCCCUGAGUGGGACUGUCCACUAGAAGCUUGGUCAGUGGACAUAGAGGAGUGCCACUGGAAGGGACAAGAGGGCUGCCAUGGAAUGUCCUACCCAAUUUCAGGUUUAGUGAAGACAUAUAAAGCAAAGGAUUACAAUGUGGAUCACCCACUGGUGCCUCAUGGCCUUUCUGUGGUGCUAACUUCCCCAGCAGUGUUCACUUUUACAGCAGAGAUGUUUCCGGAGCGACACCUGGAGACAGCAAAAAUAUUAGGAGCCGACAUCCGCACUGCCAGGACCCAAGAUGCGGGGCUUGUUUUGGCAGACACACUGCGGAAAUUCUUAUUCGAGCUGAAUGUUGAUGACGGCCUAGCUGCCCUCGGCUACUCCACGGCUGAUAUCCCCGCGUUGGUGAGAGGAACUCUGCCCCAGGAAAGGGUCACCAAGCUUGCACCACGACCUCAGUCAGAAGAGGAUCUCUCUGCUCUGUUUGAAGCAUCAAUGAAACUGUAUUAAUUUUCAUUUUUACUGAAAGAAUUACCAUUGGCCACCUUAGUUCUGAAAGCAGAAGUUCAUCUAGCUAGAGCUUUGUCUUUUCAUCUCUAUACAUAACAUGCCUGCUACCAACCCUCCUGCUACCAACCCUCCUGCAACUGAAGUCUUUUAAUGUUAAUGUGAUAUAUUAAAUGCAGAUGAUUCCCUGAUGCUCAGAGUCAAGCUACUUCCAUAAAACAGGCUGGAUAAAUGCCCACAAUGUCAGGUCCUUGGACAAAAACUCAAUGUCUGUCCAAAAUGUAAAUGCACAUAUCCUCUGCCCAACGAUCCCAUGAAUAGAAAUGUAUCCUAUAGAAAUACUAGCCCAACUAUGCAAAGAGAUAUGGCAAGGAUGUUCGUGGCAAUACUUUUUCUAACAAUAAAAAAUUUGAAACAACCAAAACUUUCUCAAGUAUACAUAAAUAUAUGUGUAUAUAUAUGCAUAGAAAAGAUCGAGAAGGAUCAAAAAAUUUUAA